Molecule: messenger RNA, 2368 nt
Organism: Arachis duranensis
Lineage: Eukaryota; Viridiplantae; Streptophyta; Magnoliopsida; Fabales; Fabaceae
Molecular function (GO): protein binding
Source: RefSeq, a predicted model, not a curated record
CAACCUUUUUCAUUAUCAUGUUGUGUCCUUUGCAACCUACCCUGGUUUUUACUACACAAAACCAUUAUUAAUUAUUAUCAUCUUAAGGACUUCACUUUUUCAAAGAGAUUCCAAAGCUAAGCAAAUUUUCCGGGAAUAUCCCCUUUUCAUGUGAUAGUGUGGUUGCGAAAUGCAUCAUACAGAUUUUCCUCUUCGAUGGGAGAGCACAGGGGACCAAUGGUGGUUUGCGUCGCCAAUCGAUUGGGCGGCGGCCAACGGCCACUACGAUUUGGUCCGUGAGCUGCUCCGAAUCGACAGCAACCACCUCUUCAAACUAACCUCCCUGCGGCGAAUCCGGCGACUAGAAGUGGUUUGGGACGACGAAGAACAAUUCAGCUACGUAGCCAAGUUACGGUGCCAAGUUGCGCAAAAGCUUCUUCUAGAAAGCGAAUCGAAGAAGGGGAGGGAGUCGUUGAUCCGGGCGGCGUCGGCCGGGGACUUGUGUUUUGUAGAAAUGCUUCUUGAGAGGAAUCCUCUGCUGGUUUUCGGCGAAGGAGAGUACGGUGUGACUGAUAUACUGUAUGCGGCUGCGAGGAGCAAGAAUUGUGAGGUGUUUAGGGUGCUGUUUGAUUUCGCGGUUUCGCCGAGGUUUGUUACCGGCAAAGGGGGUAUGGAGGAGCAUAUUGGGGAGAUUCCUUCUGUUUAUAAGUGGGAAAUGACGAAUAGAGCUCUUCAUGCUGCUGCUAGAGGUGGUAAUAUCAAGAUCUUGGAGGACCUUCUUGCAAAUUGUACUGAUAUUUUGGCUUAUAGAGAUUCUCAGGGCUCAACUCUCUUGCAUGCAGCUGCUGCCAGAGGCCAGGUUGAGGUAGUUAAGUAUCUUAUAUCAUCCUUUGCCAUGACCAACUCCAUAGAUCACCAAGGCAACACUGCUCUCCAUGUGGCUGCUUCAAGGGGCCAAUUAGCCGCGGCCGAGGCUCUUGUCUCUGCAUCUCCGGCGUUGAUCUCUCAAACCAACAACGCCGGCGAAACUUUUCUCCAUAAGGCCGUGUCCGGCUUCCAGACACCCGGCUUCCGGAGAUUGGACCGACAGGUUGAGCUUCUAAGAAAGUUACUGAGUGGUAAGAGUUUCCAUGUGGAGGAAAUCAUAAAUGUGAAGAAUAAUGAUGGAAGAACAGCACUUCACAUGGCCAUAAUUGGAAACAUUCACACUGAUCUUGUUCAACUCCUAAUGACUGCUCCAUUAAUAAAUGUGAAUAUCUGUGAUGUUCAUGCCAUGACUCCACUUGAUUACCUUAGACAACAACCAAAUUCUUCAUCCUCAGAUAUUCUCAUCAAGAAAUUGAUCUCAGCUGGGGGAAUGUUUGGUUGUCAAGGUCACAAUUCAAGAAAGGCCAUAGCUUCACACUUGAGGAAGCAGAGCAUUGGAACCAGCCCCGGCGUGUCGUUUCGAGUGUCCGACACUGAAAUAUUCCUCUACACUGGCAUUGAGAGUAACUUGGACUAUGCUUGUCCUGAUCAAGGAAGUGGAGGAAGGAGUUCUUCUUCGUCAGAGCACAUUCCGGAUGACUUCACCGCCGCGAAUCGAGUAUCGUCCGUGAGCAAAAGGCCUAGCUCUGUAAACUAUGCUGCAUCAAAGUUGAAAAGGGUCCUUCAGUGGCCAAGGGUGAAAGACAAGAAAGAAGGUGAAGGAAUGAAGAAGUCUAUAGAUGAGGGUUCAGUGGACUCAUCAUGUAAGAAAUGGAAUAACAACAACAAUAAUAAUAAUAGUAGUAAUAACACUGCCAUUGAAGAAGCUCCAACACCAUUGAGGAAAAGAUUCCCUUCAACAAAGCCAACAUCACUUCCUAACAACAAAAGAACACUCUCAGUGAGGAGUCACCAGUCAAGUCCCAAUGCAAAGAAGAGAUUUGCCUCAGGACUAGUCCAUGGAGUAAUGCAAUCAAUGCCACAGGUUAAGGUCUCAGGGAGAUCAAGGUCUAGCUCGUUUUCCAAGUCCUCGACGAUUUCUUCGCCGAGAUCAAUGGACAAACAGAAGGGUGUUUACAUUGCUGGGCCUUCUUGUGAUGAUGAAUCACCACAUUUGAGUAAGAGAAGUACUUCAGUUAGUAAGAAGUUAAGGGUAUGUUUUGGUGCACCUGGCCUUAAUGUCAUGAAGAACCCAAGUCAUAGGAGGCAAGAGAGCCAAACUAGUUACAAGGAUCAUGCCAUUGCUGUGGCUUAAUUAAUUAAAUUGGAGCUUAAUUUGACUAAAUUGUAUCUAUUCUUACAACUAAUUACUUAAAUGUUAUUAGUUUUGUAUAAUAAUGAACUUGUAACAUCGUGUUACGAUUUCAUGCAUUACAACUUUUAGUUUACUCUUCUGAUAUUAUAAUAGAAUUUGUGUGCUUAA